AUGUCAACAGCUACACCAGCAACGGGCACGACCGACGCGAUCGACUUCAAUGCCUCGAAUACCCUGAGACCACCGAGCAGGCCAGCCGACAUGUCCAGUGCCGAGUCUGCCACCCUCGAGAAGCCGGAUCACGAUGGAACGUCGAACCAAUCCUCCUCGAACCAAUCCCAGACCGAAGACUAUGCGUCGGUGGUGCAGGGAGCGGAACAGCCGGGCCUGCCGCGCCUCAACUACAACCUCAAGGACCACAAGAAGACACUCAUCGUUGUCGUGAGCUUGCUCGUCAUCGAGUCCAGCUUGCUGCCCGUCGCGCUCUUUUACGGCCUCUGGUUCUCCACGAGCCUCCGCCAUGGCAUCACAUUCGCCAUCAUCACCUCCUUCUUUGGCCUCAUCACCGGCAUCGAGUUUGCCCUCCGGUCCUACCGCCUCAUCUGGCUCCCCAACCACCGCCCCAUCGGCAGCAAGGUCUGGUGGCGCUUCGACUUCACCCACCUGACCCUCAGCACCGGCUACACGGUCAUGACGGGCAUCCUGAUCGGCGCCUCCAUCCCCCACGAGCCCUACGUCCGCAUCCUCGCCACCCCGGUCUCCCUCUUCUUCAUCCAGCUCGGCUUCCAGCUGCUCCUCACGGGCUACAUGCACCACUUCAACAAGCCGACGCCCUUCCGGAUCAGCUCGGUGCCCAAGGGCGACCGCACCCCGCCCCUCGUCUUCACCCUCGUCGAGGACAUCGUGGGCGUCGACGGAGGCGCCGGACAGAGCUACAGGAAGCGGCUCAUCGCGCGGUACGCCGUGAGCGCCAAGUUCCGCCUCAUGAUGGCCCAGAUCAAUUGGUUCUGGGGCAUUGGCGCCAUGCUGUGCGGCGUCGGGAUCAUGGUUGUGCUCUGGACGGUGCCGCAAGAGGUCGCGUACGGAGUUGGCUGGGGCGUGCCGUUGGUUUUCGUCAUCAUCUGGACCGGCAUCACGAUCGUGUAUACCCGGCGCUGCCUGCGGAAGGAGAAGGAGGCCUGGGGCAUCGGGCACACGCCUGCCCUGGAGCCCGCGGCUGUCCGCGCUCUUGAGCGUGCGAGCCACGAAGCAUAA
Thyridium curvatum is the source of this 1083-nucleotide messenger RNA. RefSeq lists its product as uncharacterized. Lineage: Eukaryota; Fungi; Ascomycota; Sordariomycetes; Thyridiales; Thyridiaceae. The coding region runs from base 1 to 1083 and encodes 360 amino acids. The record is from RefSeq and is a predicted model, not a curated record. The transcript is spliced from 3 exons.